Molecule: messenger RNA, 3159 nt
Organism: Mesocricetus auratus (golden hamster)
Lineage: Eukaryota; Metazoa; Chordata; Mammalia; Rodentia; Cricetidae
Gene: Gpr183
Product: G protein-coupled receptor 183
Exons: 2
Coding region: 247-1320 (357 amino acids)
Biological process (GO): G protein-coupled receptor signaling pathway
Cellular component (GO): membrane
Molecular function (GO): G protein-coupled receptor activity; oxysterol binding
Source: RefSeq, a predicted model, not a curated record
UUGUGAGGCUGACUGCUGAUAGCUACGCUCAGUCACAGGACGACAGGAAAAGGGCUAUAAAGGGACGCCUGCUCAGUCUCCCUUAAAGCAACAUGCCCAGUUAACUGACUUCCGUCUGGGCAGACUUGGACUGCUGCAACAGAGUCCCCAGCCGCCAGCUGACAUGUGAGUACCGGACACUCUUCUCUUUGAGGGAUACUUUGAGAGCCCAACUUUAAGCGACUCUGACCCCUGCUGGACGCAGAGAUGGCUGGCAAUUUUACUACGGCACUGGCCGCUUCUCGGGGCAACAGCUGUGACCUGUAUGCCCACCACGGCACAGCCAGGGUACUGAUGCCUCUGCACUACUGCCUGGUCUUCGUCGUCGGUCUGCUGGGAAACCUGCUGGCCUUGGUCGUCAUUGUUCAAAACAGAAAGAAAAUCAACUCAACCACUCUCUACUCAAUGAACUUGGUGAUCUCUGACAUCCUGUUUACCACCGCUUUACCCACACGGAUAGCCUAUUAUGCGCUAGGCUUUGACUGGAGGGUCGGUGAUGCCCUGUGCAGGGUAACUGCCCUGCUGUUCUACAUCAACACGUACGCAGGCGUGAACUUCAUGACCUGCCUGAGCAUAGACCGCUUCUUUGCCGUGGUGCACCCUCUGCGCUACAACAAGAUUAAAAGGGUCGAAUACGCAAAGGGUGUCUGCCUGUCUGUCUGGAUUCUAGUGUUCGCGCAAACCCUGCCUCUGCUCAUCACACCCAUGUCAAAGCAGGAGGCUGGCAGGACCACUUGCAUGGAGUACCCAAACUUCGAAGAGACGCCUUCCCUCCCCUGGAUUCUGCUCGGAGGGUGCCUGCUGGGCUACGUGCUGCCUCUCAUAGUCAUCCUCAUCUGCUACUCUCAAAUCUGCUGCAAGCUCUUUAAGACGGCCAGGCAAAACCCGCUGGCUGAGAAAUCUGGGGCAAACAGGAAAGCUCUCAACACAAUCGUCUUCAUCAUCGUCGUGUUCAUUCUCUGUUUCACACCUUACCACAUAUCAAUCAUCCAGCACAUGAUUAAGAAGCUCUGUUCCCCCGGUGCCCUGGCGUGCGCCCCGAGGUACUCCUUCCAGAUCUCUCUGCACUUCACGGUGUGCCUCAUGAACUUUAACUGCUGCAUGGACCCUUUCAUAUACUUCUUUACAUGUAAAGGGUACAAGAGGAAGGUCAUGAAGAUGCUGAAACGUCAGGUCAGCGUGUCCGUCUCCAGUGCGGUGAGGUCGGCCCCUGAAGAAAACUCACGAGAAAUGACGGAGUCGCAGAUGAUGAUCCACUCCAAGGCUUCCAAUGGAAGGUAAGGGGUAACGGUACGCUGGACUCCACAGCACGGCGACCCGCGUGGGGGCUCUGCAGGCCGGCUGUUCGGUUCCCAACGAGGAUUCCUCUCAGCUGCCCCCUCUCGGCACGGCAGCCUGCUGCCACCCCCCCACCAACCGGCGCAUGGAGGUCCAGACCAGCUCGAGAGAACGGCAAAAGCAAGUUCUACUUCGUAAACGAAAAUACUGUGUAUAUAAAGGAAGGCUAUCAUAGUAAGUCUCGAUUGUAAAAAACCGUUGUUCUGUGUUCCUAAGAACACAGACAUUACCAUUUCUGCCAAUAGUUUGGCAAAAGACGAAAGGCUGAUUCCACUAUACAUUACCAGUGUAAAAAAAAAAAAAAACAAUGUUAAAACUGUAAUAUAGGGAACACAUUUCUUAAUUUAAACCUCUUUCAAACUUUAGAUCUCACCUCCCUAGUUUUUAUCUGUUUGUUUUGUUCUGAGGCAACUGUUUGAAGGGAUAUUUUGUGGGAUUAAAAAAAAGACGGGAUGUAGCGAAAGUGUCAGUAGGCUACUGCCCACUGCCAGAAGUGGCGGGUGCAACUGACAACAGGUGGGUCUGAGGAGCAGCAAGCAUGGUGAUGGCCGAAUGACUGGAAACAUCAAGUUCUUCCCCCAACAGCCAGGACAGACUUGCGGCCCACUGCUCAGAAAGAAGCGUGUCUGCACGCUAAUCUCCUUUUAGGAUGGAAAAAAUGCACACACGCUUUGUUUUCCUUGGGUCUCUAGGGGUUGUUUUUAUUUUUUUAUUUUUGGAAACUGGUAGUAUAUGACAUCUAUAUACUUGUAGAUUAGGUUAUAAAAAGUGGGGGCAGUGAUGAUUAUUACAUCUAUAAUUGCCAUACUUGCCUAAAUAUGUCAGGAAGUAAAAGGCAUAUUUUAUAAAUUAAGAGGGUUUUUUUGUUUUGUUUUGUUUCUUGGCUCUAGAGACAGGGUUUCUGGCUGUCCUGGAACUCACUUUGUAGACCAGGCUGGACUUGAACUCAGAGAUCUGCCUGUCUUUACCUCCCCAAGUAUGGGAUUAAAGGCGUGUGCCACCACUGCCUGGCUAGUUUUUUUUUUCCUUUUUAAUUUAUUACGUGUAAAGAUGUUUUGCCUGCAUGUAAAUCACUGUACCAUGUGUGAGCAGUGCCUGCAGGGGCCAGAAGAAGGUGUCAGAUCCCCUGGGACUGGGGUUGUAGACGGUUGUGAGUCACCAUGGAAGUGUUGUAAAUUGAACGUGGUCCCUCUGGAAGGGCAGUCUCUGCUCUUAACCACUGAGCCAUCUCUACAAAACCCUUUUCCUUUUUUGAGACUGUGUCAAACCGGGUGUUGGUGGCCCAUGCCUUUAAUCCCAGCAUUCAGGAGGCAGAGGCAGGUGGAUCUCUGUGAGUUCGAGGCUAGCAUGGCCUACAGAGCGAGUUCCAGGACAUCCUUCAAAACAGUGCAGAGAAACCACUGUGUCAGUCUAGCUGGCCUGGGAUUCUCUAUGUAGCCAGGCUAGUCUUGGACUGGUGUCUGACCCUCCUGUCUCUGCCUCCCUAGUGCUGGGACCAUGGUGUCACAAUAUCUAUCCCACUGGGAUUCUUUGUAACAUUAUACACCUGCUCACAGGGCUUCCUUAAAGUAGGCAGCACAGCCUUCCUAUAUACUGUCUGUCUGAUCAAACUCGGUUUCCUCUAACCCUGAAAUUCCCCCAGCACAGUAUCUCAGCUGAUAAUGAUACCAAUUUAGAUAACAGGAAAGAAAUAAAACACUAUACAGUGAGUCACAAUUUCAAUUUUUAUUGUGGUGUAUGCCCUGGAAAUACUUUAUUUUAAUAAAAUUAACUUGUUUUGUC